AUGGCUCAUCGCGGAAAUUGGCGAUCUCGGGGCAAUAUGGGCAACCGAGGAGGAUCCAACAACUUCAGAAAGUGCAAUCAGCCAGAAAAACUCUGUACUUUCUUUCAGCGUGGCAAGUGCUAUUACGGUGAGAGGUGUAAAUACUCGCACGAUGUGAAUAUGGCUGCCGACUUAAAGUCAAAAUCAGCUGCAUACCAUUCCACAGCCGAUGAUCUGGAUGCUCGGAAUGAAUAUUUUGACUGGAAGAGACUUCUUAGAAAUAAUAUCUUAGGAUCUGGAUAUCCCCAAAUGGAACAUGAGGAGAUACUUCAAUUUUGGAAUGGGGCUCUCGAAAUCCUUGAAAGCGACAGCAGAGAGAAUCAUCAAUCACUGGCCAAAGAUAUUGUGGAUGAUAACCUUCAUGGCCAUAGAUUUAUCCUGGCAACUGUGGAUUCAGACAGUCCAGAAGGAUUGCGGCUUAUUUCAGCUUAUGAUGAGCCGUUUCUCAAAGUCAUUACCCAUCCUUCUCUCUUAAACUGUCUUUCUGUCGAUUCAUUUGUUGGCACUCUUUACACAUCCUUCAGUGGCACAAAUGGAGAUCGAGCAAUCAGAUAUCUGAGAAGUGUUUGUCAGAACCUGAUGAGGAAGUUUGAAGACAGCAACAAUAAUGCAUCAGUCAUCUCUCUGGAUAUGGUAAAGUUGUUGUUGAAUACCCUUCGUCAGCUUUUGUCAAGGGUCCGACACGCUCGAUUCCACGAUGAACUUCCCGCACUACUCGACCUAACCCGCGAACUGGGCUCCAAAAUGACUGAAACAUGCUUGAGAGCAGACCUUGAUGGAAUUGAAAACAAAAUAGAAGUCAUACAGAGCCUGAUCAAUAGCUCAAAUCGAAAUCUUGUUACCUCUACGGCCCAUGAGAAAAAUUCACGGAAGACUGGGCUACUGUCGUCUUUUCCAAUGGAUGUGGAAGUACCUGGAGAAAGACACGACAACGACCUUACAGAGAUAUCUCAAGUUCAGAUUCUUCCUACCUAUGGGGAGAUUGUCAGCAGCAAUUCUGAAUAUCUACCGUCUACCAACUUUCUUCAGCCGCACUUUCUCGACGACCCUUUGGAAAGAUACAUUGACUCAACAUUCCGACUCCUGCGCUAUGAUAUCUUCAGCUCAGCCAAAGAUGUCCUUCGAGAUCUCCUGCAGCAGAUUGAUAUUACACGAAGUCCUUAUCUCCCAAGACAGGAUAACAGGGCGCAUGUUUUUCUGGGAGCACAAGUCAAGCAAAUAUUUAUCAAUGAGAAAAAGGAGCUCGAAGCGACUGUAUCCUUUUCUACUCCACCACAACUACGCAAAAAAACCUCCAGCGAGCAAUGCAGAUGGUGGCAAGACUCUAGUAGACUAGAGGAAGGAAGCCUAGUGUGCUUCUUGACGUCUCAAGGAACUCACCGAAGGCAUAUUUUCCUCGAGGUCACUGUUAAAAAUGCUUCCAAAGCCCGAGAACACGACAACAUGAGUAAUCUUGUCUCUGAUAUGUUUCCCCCUAGUAUUACGGUCAAGCUUGCAGCAUGCAUGCAACAAGAACUUAUCUUACUAGGUCAGCUUUACAGCGAGAAACUCACAGGUAUUUUGGUUGACUUUCACGGUUUGAUCCCUGCCACGUUCGUCUCUAUCUUGAAAAACCUUCAGCGGGUUCAACGUGAAGGGUAUUUGGCAUUUCGAAAAUGGGUUUUGCCAGGCCACAAGGAUGAUGAACAUGGUCACAGCAUACCACCACCAGCAUACGCGCGCAAACCAGGAUUUAUCUUUCCUCUGGCUUCGAUCACAAACGUUGGAGCUGAUACUGUUGCAUUGGACCCGAGUACCCCUGAGUCUAUUGACACCUUGAAGCUACAAACUCAAACCGGGCUUGAUCAUGGCCAGUGCCAGGGACUUAUCGCAGCUCUUACACGCGAGUAUGCCCUCAUCCAAGGCCCACCGGGUACCGGGAAGUCCUAUUUAGGUGUCAAGCUUGUUCAAGUUCUCCUUGAAAUCAAGGCGAAGGCAAAUCUAGGCCCGAUUAUUGUGAUCUGUUAUACCAACCAUGCCUUGGACCAAUUCUUAAAGCACCUUCUUGACGUUGGUAUUCAGAAAAUUAUACGCAUGGGCGGCCGCAGUAAGGCCACUGAGCUUGAAGGCAAAAACCUUCGCGUUGUCAGCAAAGACAUUGGGAAGACGAGGGUAGAGACGCAAACCCUCGGCAUUUCCUACGGAAAACUUGACAAAUGUAUGGAAAAAGCUAAACACGCAAUGAAAUUUCUGCACCAGUCUCGAAAAGGCAUGUCUUGGGCCGCGAUAGAGCAUUUCGUGAACCGCAAAUGGCCCACUAUACAUACACAGCUGAAUAAAAAAGAUCUGGAAGGAUACACAACUGUCGGAUCAGGCGAUGAUAAAUUACUCAACUGGCUUGGAGUCCAAACGAUGAAAACCCGCAAAGACCAGAGCGAGAAUGAAGCUGACAAUGUGAGCUUGGAAGGCCUCACUCGCGCUGCCGAGGAAGACAUUCAUAGUCUCUCAAUACCUGAACGUCGGAUUCUUGCAAUAAGCUGGUUCAAGCGGUGGCAGGAAUUAGAAACUGCCUCUCUUUUUGAGGCUCUUGAUCACACUUCAAAUCUCCGCGAGGAUAUCAAUGCAGUACAUGAUGAGAUCAACCGGCGAGCUCUGAUUCAAGCAGAUGUGGUAGGAAUCACGACCACAGCUUAUGCACGUCAUAUAGAGACACUGCGCCGCAUAGGAGCAAAAAUAAUAAUAUGCGAGGAAGCAGCUGAGGUGAUGGAAGCCCAUGUCAUCUCAGCCCUCAUGCCAGGCGUUGAACACUUCAUUCAGAUUGGGGAUCAUCAACAGUUGCGACCACAGAUUCAAACCCAUUCACUCAGUCUUGAAUCGUCCACAGGAAAGAAAUGGAAGCUAGAUCGAAGUCAGUUUGAGAGACGCGCUGUUGGUGAGCCAGGUCUCAAGCCUGCCCCUGUUGCACAGCUCAAUGUACAGCGAAGAAUGAGACCUGAGAUAUCACAGCUUAUCAGGAGUAUAUACCCAAAACUUGAGGAUCAUGAAAGUGUUAUGACUCUACCGAAUGUUGUUGGAAUGCAAAAAAACCUCUUCUGGUUGGACCAUCGAAUUUACGAAGACUCAAUAGAUGACGGCAGCCGUGUAAAGUCUCAUAGUAAUCAGUGGGAGGUCGAAAUGGUUACUGCUCUUGUUCGACAUCUUGUUCGACAGGGAGAGUACAAGAGCACGGAUAUUGCCCUCUUGACCCCUUAUACCGGGCAGCUGCGGAAGCUCAGGGCAUCGCUCAGCAAUGAUUUUGAGAUUUGUCUCAGCGAGCGAGACUUGGAAACCUUGGCUGCGGAUGGGUUUGAGAAUGUUGAAGAUGAGAAUAUUGAGUCAAAUGGUCAGAAGACGAUAGAGAAGAAGUCGUUACUCCAGACGCUCCGCCUGGCUACCGUCGACAACUUCCAAGGCGAAGAGGCAAAAGUGAUCGUUGUAUCCCUAGUUCGCAGCAACUCUAACAGCAAAGUUGGCUUCCUACGCACUGAAAAUCGCAUCAACGUGCUCCUUAGCCGAGCUCAGCACGGUAUGUAUCUCGUUGGAAAUACUGAAACGUAUCUCAAUGUUCCAAUGUGGGCCAAUGUCCACUCUCAUCUCGCUCUUGCGAAUGCAGUCGGCACGGAAUUAGCUCUCUGUUGCCCUCGCCACCCAAAUACGCCUAUUCUCUGUUCUGAACCUCACGACUUUGAAAGGAAGAGUCCUGAAGGUGGAUGCAGUCUCCCAUGUACUCGUCGACUCGAGCCAUGUGGCCAUCAAUGCCAGGCUAAGUGUCAUUCAGCGGUCUUGCACGACGGCUUUGCAUGUGGAAAACCAUGCCCACGUAUCCGAUCAACCUGUGAGCACGAAUGUCCCAAGCUUUGUGGUGAAGCUUGUGGCCCUUGCAUGACAAAGAUUCGAGAUGUGGAGCUUCCUUGUGGCCAUAUCAAGGGAUUUAUCUUUUGUCACCAGAUGCUUAACUUGGAAGGCAUUAAUUGUGACGUCGAGAUCGAAAAGACUGUUCCUAAGUGUGGCCAUAAAAUUCAGGUUCGCUGCUUCAAGGACGUCACGCUCCCGGACUUCCGUUGCCCUGAGCCAUGCCCAUGUGCUCCAUGCAUCGAGAGAUGCACCUGGUCCUGCACCCACCAAGGCUCAUGCGCAAUGCCUUGCGCGGCGCCAUGCAAUCGACUUCCUUGUGAUGAGCGAUGCACAAAGAUUCUCAAAUGCGGCCAUCAAUGCCCGAGCCUCUGUGGUGAAGACUGUCCAAACAAUCUGUGUCAAAAGUGCGGCGACAAGGGAGAUGCCCGUGUUGACUUCCUCGAAUGGAAAACCUAUUCCGAAAUUAACCUCGAUGAAACGCCAAUCAUUGUUCUUGGAUGCGGCCAUUUCUUCACAAGUGAAUCAGUUGAUAGCUUGGUUGGUCUGGAUGAGGUAUACACGAGAGAAAAAGAUGGGAAAUUCGACGGCCUCCGGGAUGUCUCUUCCUCUCUUGCCAGUGCCAUACCCUCGUGCCCGGACUGUAAACAGCCCAUUCGCCAGUUUGUAACAAAACGUUACAAUCGUGUUAUCAACCGUGCUGUUGCGGAUGAGACUUGUAAGCGGUUCCUUACCAAGGGUCAUACCGACCUUGAUUGCCUUCAAUCGCGUCUGAAUGACAUUGAGAAUGACCUCAAAUCUAAGCCGGCGUUGGUGUUAGAGAAUGUUGGUAAAUCCCAGCGGUAUACGCCCUGUAAACGUAUUGAGAUAGAGGCUUCGAUUCUCAGCAAAAAUAUGGAGACCGAGAAUCAGCCGAUGAAACGGCUCACGGAUGCAGUUGCCAUCUACCAGAACUCUUCAACUGACAAUAUAGCCUCUCUCUCAGCAAGAAUGGAGGCUAUGAACAUAGCAACACGAAAACCAGACAACCAAAUCACCAUCAGCGCACGGCUAGUUAACAUCAAAGCCCGAGAAAUCGUGUUGAGCGAUAUCUUCAGAGUGAUAGAUUCAAGGGGAAGAUAUGCAGCACCACCACGACUAAAAAUUACCUUGACUAAAGCGUUGAAGGAUUGCCGAGACUUGAUAACCCAAGCCAAUGAAGGAAAUCUCUCUCGUAUCGUCAUCACGGCAACCAUCUCAUUCGCCAAGAUCGCCCAGUUCGACGCGUGGUAUCAGCGUACUCAUCCAGGAGAAGUUACAACUGAUCUGCAUCUUAAAGAAAAGUACAAGGGUCUAGAAAAGCUUGAAGAGACCAUUGAAUCAACCCGUGAUCUCCUUGCCGCUGCGUUGAAACUGUGUGAUAGACUGGGGAACUGCCCUGAGCUCCAAGAAAAUAUCCAAGAGAUGGUCCAGCUCUACGAGGGACCGCGGUACGAGACGGUGACUUUAGAAGAACUUCAAUCAAUCAAGACGGCCAUGGUCAGUGGGCGAGGAGGAAUUGCGACUCACUCUGGGCACUGGUACAAUUGCGUCAAUGGACAUCCGGUGAGUAGAUUUCCCCAUUCCUCAAACUGUCUCAAGUUACCCCAGAUCUGA
Molecule: messenger RNA, 5544 nt
Organism: Penicillium taxi
Lineage: Eukaryota; Fungi; Ascomycota; Eurotiomycetes; Eurotiales; Aspergillaceae
Product: putative NF-X1 finger and helicase domain protein
Exons: 3
Coding region: 1-5544 (1847 amino acids)
Biological process (GO): regulatory ncRNA-mediated heterochromatin formation
Cellular component (GO): nuclear RNA-directed RNA polymerase complex
Molecular function (GO): helicase activity; metal ion binding
Source: RefSeq, a predicted model, not a curated record